Oxyura jamaicensis (ruddy duck) is the source of this 1096-nucleotide messenger RNA. Its product is annotated as protein eva-1 homolog B-like. The record is from RefSeq and is a predicted model, not a curated record. The transcript has 2 exons. The coding region runs from base 182 to 667 and encodes 161 amino acids. Lineage: Eukaryota; Metazoa; Chordata; Aves; Anseriformes; Anatidae.
CAGCAGCACCACCGGGCAGCCCUCCCCUUCCACCCCUCCUUGCUCCCCGUGGUCCCCCCCGAGCCGUGCCCCUGGUGAGGAUGGGGGCUCCGGGAGUCCCCGGCUCAGCCCCGCGCCCCGUGUCCCGCAGAUGCCCAGCACGUGCUGCCCGCAGAGCCCCUGAGCGCGGCCGGACGCCGCGAUGGAGAGCCGCAAGCAGGACAUGGAGCUGCUGAGCAACAGCAUGGCCGCGUACGCACACAUCCGAGCCAACCCCGAGAGCUUCGGGCUCUACUUCGUGCUGGGCGUCUGCUUCGGGCUGGUGCUGACCCUGUGCCUGCUGGUGCUGCGCAUCUCCUGCCGGCCCCGCACCCACCGCCCGCCCCGGCCCCGGUCUGGCCCGCCGGACCUCAGCGAGGACGACGACGAUGAGGAUGAUGAGGACGAGGAGGAGGAGGACACCAUCGACCGCGCCGCCUCCGAGUCGCUGCUGCCGGUGACCGAGAUCCCGCUGGAGAGCCACGGCCCCGGGGACGGCGCGCUGCCCAUCAACGUCUUCGCCUCGGCUGAGGAGCUGGAGCGGGCGCAGCGGCUGGAGGAGCGCGAGCGCAUCAUCCGUGAGAUCUGGCGCAACGGGCAGCCCGACAUCCUGGGCACCGGCACCCUGGGCCGCGUGCACUACUACUGACCGUGGCGUGGUGCGGCCGGGGGGCAUGGGGAGACCCUCACCCCCUCCCCAGUAACUCGGCCGAUGCCGUGCCCUGAGACCCCACGGCACCACUGGGGGCUGAGAGCGGCGUAGGACAUGAUUUGGUGCCAGGACUGGGGAGCAAAGGGGGGGCCUCUGGCUGCCCAUGGGGUGGAGAACCCCCCCCCGGAGCACCCCGGAACCAGCACCCAGUGCCACCAGCACCCCCAGCACCAGCCCCUCGCCCACCACGGGCAGUCGCUGCGGACACGAUGCACUUUGAGCCAUUGGUACGACUGCCGGCACAGGCCGAGCAGCCUCAGGACCCUGCGGGGAUGGGGACAAGGACAAGGACAAGGACAAGGACAAGGACAAGGACGAGGACGAGGACAAGGACGAGGUGCCACCCACUGGCCCCGCCAUCUCUGC